Morus notabilis is the source of this 1440-nucleotide messenger RNA. RefSeq lists its product as uncharacterized. The transcript has 2 exons. NCBI's taxonomy places the organism in Eukaryota, Viridiplantae, Streptophyta, Magnoliopsida, Rosales, Moraceae. Bases 94 to 864 code for a protein of 256 amino acids. The record is from RefSeq and is a predicted model, not a curated record.
UCCAAAAUCUCUCUCUCUCUCUUCCUCUUCUCUCUGUUUCUCUCUCCUCCGAAAUGCUGACGAGAACUCCGCAAUCCUAGUCCCCCCAUCUUUAUGGACUCCGUACUAACAAAACCCACCACAUUCACUUCCUUAAGACGCCAUUUUUCCGUCUUCAACUCCACCCAAACAAACAAAAGAAGAGCCUCUUCUUCAAUCUCACUCUCCCACGCAAAAACUCCCUCAAAUCCCGACGACCCAACACUAAAAUCCUCUUUUCCCGAACACCCAUUGAAGCGAACCAUCCAAAGCUUCAUCAAAGGCCCAGCUUUCCCAGACGCCAAUGGCGUCAGGUGUCUGCGGAGCGACGGGCUAGGAAUGGCGCUGCUGAGCGUGACGGCGACGGCGCGGGUGAAGAUCAGUCCCUUCGUCGCGCAGCUGGCGGCGAACCCGACGUUCGUCUCGGGGCUGCUCGCAUGGCUGGCGGCGCAGUCGAUUAAGGUGGUGUUGAACUUCUUUGUGGAGAGGAAGUGGGACUUGAGAUUGUUGUUUGCCUCCGGCGGAAUGCCCUCGUCGCACUCGGCUCUCUGCACGGCCUUGUCGACGUCGGUCGCGCUCUGCCACGGCGUCGCCGAUUCGUUGUUCCCGGUUUGCUUGGGGUUUAGCCUUAUUGUUAUGUAUGAUGCUAUUGGGGUUCGUCGGCAUGCUGGUAUGCAAGCUGAGGUUCUUAACAUGAUCGUUGAGGACUUGUUUCAAGGGCAUCCCAUCAGCCAAAGGAAGCUGAAAGAACUCCUCGGCCAUACGCCAUCCCAAGUCCUAGCCGGAGCUCUCCUCGGGCUUGUGGUUGCUUGUGUCUGUUGUCAGGGUUUCUUAGUUGCAACCUAAACUACGUUUCGCAGGCAAUUUUGGUCAAAUUCGUCGAUGAUGACUUACACCAGUUGCUAUAGUUACAUGGCGUGUGGUGUUAUUAUGUUUCUAUUAUUCCUUCAAUUGUACAAGAGAAAUUGAGCUAUUGAAAAAUGAAUAUUAGAAUUGCUUUCUUCUGGGAAACUACUCGUCUGAUUCAUAGAUGGAACUUAGGCACAUGUUGGAGAACCCUGUGACAAGGUUCUGACAUUAAGAUAUUGUUUGUACUCAUUGUCUGCAAAAUUCCAUUUGUUCUCCACAGAAUGAGAGUCAUCUAUAGAGGAUUCCAGAAGUUGUAGUUGAACGGUCCACUACCCGACUUUGGUUGUAGUUGUCGCCAAACACUUAUUAAAUAAUCGACUUUCAUCCGCUCGUGUCAACUCUGUAUCAGAACAAUAACCAAAUAGCUCCUUCUUCUUUUUCCUUUUCAUCCGAAAUCCCACUUAAUUGUUGUUUUAUCGUGAAACAGAAAAGAUUUUAUAUCAUGUGAUAAUACUCUGAAUCUUAUCAUUUUUAAUGAAAAUUUCUGCUUGCAAGGCAGCAUGCUAGUUUUGU